AUGAAACCGGACCAAAAAAGGGUGUCCGCUCUCCUUAUUCAAACUGUCAGUCUCUUGUGCAGAAAUGGCCUCCAUUUUGACAGAAGUUUGCGUAUCCAGGGCCUCCUGGGCAUAACUAUCGACGAGAAGGACGUCUUCGUCGUUCAAUUGGAUGACACACUUUUACAGAAACAACUUAAUAAUCCCCCAACCAACACGUCAUCUGCAAACGUCAGUCAGGCUGGGACCUGCUCUAAGUCAAGAAAUUUAAAAAAUGUUGUCACUUAUGAAGAUGACAACAAUUUGGUAAGAAGUUCCGCUGCAGUUAAAUGUCACCAGCGAUCUGAACAAAAAUUAGUGUCAGCAGAGGAGGGUAGCAGCAGCAUUGCAAUUGAUGCACACAAUUCAUCCAUUGAUUACUGUGCAUCUGUUAGCAGCAAAGACAACAGUGAAGUUGGUAGUGUAAAUAUAGACAACAACAAUGAUCUCACAACUAAUAAUUUGAAUGAUUUUAGUGUAAUUUCUGGGGCCAGACAUGGUAAUGAUGAUGAGGGUGGUAUUCCUAAUGAUCAAAUUAGUGAAAAUGUUAAUUUUCAGAGUAGCAGUGAUGGUAAAAUCCAUAAUAAUAGUAAUAAUAGUAGUAGAGAUGACGAACGUGGUGACGAUGAGUGUGGAGCAUCAAAUUGCAUCACAAUGGCUGAUGGUAAUAAAAGAAACAACAACAACAUCGAUGAUAACAACAACAACAGAACUGUUAAGGAUGUAGUUAUAGAAAACGAUGAUGAAGAAGAGGAAAUUAUUUUUGUAAAAUCUGAAAUCUCAUCGGAGGAACAAGACCUGAUUGAGCAGCACGAGUCUCAACAACAACUGCAAUUAGUUAGUUAUGGUACUCACAACAACAACAACAACAAUAAUGGUGAUAACUUGUUACGCAGAGAACCACAGCAACAACAUCAUCACAGUGGCAGCCAAUUUAGUCCCGUAGGUCCAAAUUACAAAUUCAAUUACCACCAUAGAAAAAAAAAUAAUUUCCAAGCCGGCAUAGAAAAUGAAAAUAAUAUUUUCUCGCAGUCUACUUUCCACGGAGAUCCACUUGCUAAUCUGGAAAAUUCAAUCCUGGCCCCGACCUCUGCCAUAUUCGAGAAUUUUCAUCACUCUACAUUAGGACAAGAAAUGAUCAAAGAAUCUGUAUGUAAUUUGUUUUUUGGUGCACCUUAUAGAUGGACAUACACGAAAUACAAACAAAUGGCAAAUCAUUCCAAUGUGCAGAGCAGAAAAUCCCUCUCCAUCUCACCUCACAACUCCAGUUCUCUCGCUCUAACAUUCCCUGACAACAGCAGCAACAAUCCACUACAACAACUAGGCUUCAACUCGUUAACGGCCGCAGUGGCGGCUACCGGCGACAGCAGCCUGCAGCCGCUUCAAAUGUGUGGCCCUCGAAGGCGUAGUAACUUAAAAACUGUCGUCUGCCAGUACCCCGAUUGCGGUAAAACCUUCUGCCAUAGCUGCCAUCUCUAUCGGCACCAGAGGUUAAAACACGGUCGCAGGUUCGGAGUCGUAGCUCAAACUUCGUUUCAUUGCCAAAUUUCAGGCUGUGGAAAGGUCUUCUACAGGCGCGCCAGUCUGGUCAAUCAUAACUUCAACGUCCAUAACAUAGGGCCACCACCUAAUUAUAAUAAUAAUAAUAAUAAUAGCAAUAAUAAUAAUAAUCAUUCUAUAGGUCAUUUUCCACCCGGUGUCAAUAUCCCAACUGUGGCCGACGAUGACGUCAUUGACGACGAUGACGACGACGAUGACGUAAUGGGCGGUGUUGAUGAUGACGAUGAUGGUGGCGGUGGUGGUGGUUUUAAUUCUCAGUCUGAUCUGUUAGGAUAA
Helobdella robusta is the source of this 1854-nucleotide messenger RNA. RefSeq lists its product as hypothetical. The record is from RefSeq and is a predicted model, not a curated record. NCBI's taxonomy places the organism in Eukaryota, Metazoa, Annelida, Clitellata, Rhynchobdellida, Glossiphoniidae. The coding region runs from base 1 to 1854 and encodes 617 amino acids. The transcript is spliced from 2 exons.